Melitaea cinxia (Glanville fritillary) is the source of this 1557-nucleotide messenger RNA. RefSeq names its product pro-resilin-like (gene Cpr50Cb). NCBI's taxonomy places the organism in Eukaryota, Metazoa, Arthropoda, Insecta, Lepidoptera, Nymphalidae. Bases 180 to 743 code for a protein of 187 amino acids. Gene Ontology annotation, cellular component: extracellular matrix. The record is from RefSeq and is a predicted model, not a curated record. The transcript is spliced from 6 exons.
AUCUAUAAUAAAAAAAAAAUCCGGAAGAAUUCCCCUCUAUACGCAUCCUUGUCUCAUCAGGAAUAUUAUAAAAGAUGGACGCCUUUCACGCGAUUCAGUAGAACGUCGCACGUUGUUAGACGAGUGUGUGUGUUGUGUUUGUGUUGCGAUUUAGAAAAAAUAUCAAGAUUCAGUUCAAGAUGUGCGCAAAAAAGAUGUGGUUGAGCUGCCUGGUCGCCUGCCUGUACGUUAGCGCAACGCUGGCAGCCAACGAGUACUUGCCACCAAGCAACGGCUACACCUACAACACACCCAAAAUACCCUUCCCCCCCACAACUGCACCUGGAAGACCAACUCCGCCUACGUUUAGACCGACCACAUCUCGUCCUACCUACGUGCCACCUUCCACACCCACCGGCCCUGGACCUCAUGAACCCAAUCAUGAUCAUGAUCAUGAUCAUCACCAUGAUCAUCAUCACCACGAGCCUGGCAUGCCAUUCGACUUCGCUUACGCAGUGAACGAAGACGGUAAUGACUACAGCCACAACGCGAAGUCAGACGGUGAUGUCACGCGCGGGGAGUAUAGAAUCGCGUUGCCUGACGGUCGGACUCAAAUCGUCAAAUACACAGCUGACUGGAAGAACGGUUUUAAUGCUGAGGUGACCUACGAAGGUGAAGCCCGGUAUCCAGACCAGCCUACCGGAGGCUAUUCCGCAGGUCCCGGCCAGUCCUACGUCCCACCAAACCAAGGAUACCAAUACUAAGAAAAGUGAUCAAAAAAGAAUAAAUGGCUCUGUCGACUAGCCGUUUAUCUACCAUGACGUACUAAAUCAUCUUUGAUUAUUUAUAUGAGGGAAUACAAAAGAAUUACAACAAAGCUUUAUUAUAUUUAAUGACACAUAAAUUAACGAAUAUAUUUUGACCAUAUAAGUGAAACAUAAUCUCAGUAACUGACAUGUACAUAGCAGUUAUUAUAUUAAACGGCUAGUGUUCAGACUUAACGUUUAGGGAAAUUAUGCGGACGUUUUACUUUUCAUCACUAGAUGGCAUUACUUGUUACACGCCAUGGAGAUGCUUAUUUUUAAGGUCGAAUAAUUGUUAACCACUUUUUUUUUAUAUAUUAAAAAGAUUUAUAUUGAAAGAGUGUUAUCUCGCCAUCUAGUUAAAACAGAUUUUUUUUUCAUUCCACGUGUAUAUUUUAGAACUCAUAUUUUAUACUUUAGUUACCAAACAAAGUUACCAGAAAAACACUGUAAAAGGUAAAAAUGUUAAUUACUAGCAAUUUCCUUAUAGAUCCCUACAAAUAGCGUUUUUAUGGCUUUUUGUAGAUAACUGUUAAGUUUUUUUUAUUGUAUACUAUUUCUUUUAUUAUGCCAUGACUAUUAAACAAUGUGAUUUGUUUCAUGAAUUUCAUAUGUUAGUUUACUUGUAAGCAAUUGUAAAAUACUCAUAAUCACUGCCUUUAAGUAUAUUUAUUGUAUAGUAAUAAAUACUUCAAAUAGGUUGACAAUAAUACAAAUAAGAUGAAAAUUUUCUUUUGUAACUUACUUUUUAAUAAACAUUUUUAUAGAAAAAUUA